Molecule: messenger RNA, 1335 nt
Organism: Oppiella nova
Lineage: Eukaryota; Metazoa; Arthropoda; Arachnida; Sarcoptiformes; Oppiidae
Source: the annotation of a GenBank genome assembly
AUGGAUUCAAUAAGCGAUUCACUUCUACUGGAGAGCUCACCCUACCACAAUCCGGUGCUCAGACUCAGCGACCAAAAUAAAAAACAUAGGGUCUACGAAUUGCUCAAAGAGAUACAGGAUUGCCAAGGAUUUGACUCUUUUGAAUACCUAUACAAACUCCUCCUCUACUCUGACCCUGACCUCCGGUUCGGGAGCUCCGGUAGGCAAAAGAUAUACACAUUAUGCAAACAUUGGCUAUUUCCCGACGGGACUGAAGAGGGGGACGCACUGUCCAUAGAUAUCGGCGGAACUAAUCUGAGGGUUAUUUUAGUCCGACUCAAACCGGGAGCGGAACCGGAGUUUCGGGUCAAACACUAUGACAUAGAAGUACAGCACAGACAAGGAAAAGCCGAAAAUUUGUUCAACUUUAUGGCCGCAUGUCUCGAGGAUUUCAUAAAUAAUAACCCAGACAUCGGUGACAAACGGCUGCCUUUUGGGCUGACCUUCUCGUUUGUUUACGACCAGAAGGCUCUGGAUGUGGGGAUCGUUACUCAGUUCACAAUCAACACCAAUUUGCCGGACGCCGUGGGCAGAGAUGCCGUUCAGUUCAUGCGUGAAGCCAUUGCCCGCAAAAAUCUUAAAGUGGAUGUCAUGUCCAUCUGCAACGACUCGACCGCCACACUGGCGUACGGCAUGUACUUAAAGCCCGACACAUACAUCGGCUUCAUAUCGGGCUCCGGCACCAACACCUGCUAUCUCGAGGACGUGAACAAAAUUGAAAAGAUUGAUCCGUUGAAGACAUUUGGCAAAAGAGUUGAUGGCGUUAUUCUGAACCUCGAGAAUGGAGUUCUCGGUGACGACGGCUCUAUUGAUUUCGUCAAAACUAAAUGGGAUUUAGAGAUGGACGCGGAGUCGCUGUUCCCUCACAUCUACGGGUUCGAGAAACUAAUCGGUGGCGCCUUUAUUGGAGAACUGGUUCGCAGAAGUCUAUUAUCAUUAGCGGAAAGCCGUCUAUUUCUUGGGGGAGUCAUAACCGAUGGAUUAAAAGUGAAGGACUCUAUUAAAGGUCCAGACGUGUCAUCAGUAGAAAGCGAUAAAACUGACGGUUCAGUCACUGCCUUAUUGCAGAGGUUGGGCUAUACGUCAGCGCAGAUCACCGCCGAUGACACCGAGAUUGUCAGAUAUGUGUGCGCUAUCGUCGGCGUCCGUAACGCACAGUUAGCCGCCGCCAAUCUCUGUCGCCAACAGGUUGCGGAGCUAUUCGGAUACCACUCCCAGCGCGACUCAAUUAAGGCCCGUUUUUAUUUGAGUUAUUCUCAGCCGAUGACGGAAGUGGAAAGGGAUCCGCAUUUAUAG